AUGCAGGCGGUUUCGAGGCGAUUAGGGCAACGUUACCUGAAGCCCGCUGCUUCCGUCUCCUCUCUCAAAUCUGUCUACCCGCUCUCCGAUCACUAUUAUGGAGUUGAACAUCCGCGCUACAUAUCAACUAUAACCCCGAAGGGUGUAGGCCACCUUGUCCGGAAGGGUACCGGCGGGAGAUCGUCGGUCAGUGGGCUCAUUGCUGUAGUCUUUGGAGCUACAGGUUUUCUAGGUCGUUAUGUUGUGCAGCAACUUGCUAAAAUGGGAUCGCAGGUUUUAGUUCCAUUUCGUGGUGGUGAAGAUGCCCAUCGCCACCUAAAGUUGAUGGGCGAUUUGGGUCAGGUUGUACCAAUGCAUUUCAACCCAAGAGAUGAAGAUUCCGUGAAGGCUGUGAUGGCGAAGGCUAAUGUUGUUAUCAAUCUUAUGGGAAGGGACUAUGAAACAAGGAACUACAGCUUUGAGGAAGUUAACCAUGGCAUGGCUGAAAAAUUUGCCACGAUCGCGAAAGAGCAUGGAGGUAUCAUGAGAUUUAUUCAGGUUUCUUGUCUGGGAGCUUCGCCAUCAUCUCCAUCAAGAUAUCUGAAAGCUAAGGCAGCUGCAGAGCAGUCUGUUCUAAGAGAAAUACCCGAGGCCACAGUUUUGAGACCUGCUACAAUGAUUGGUACAGAAGAUCGUAUGUUGAACACAUGGGCACACUUCGCGAAGAAGUAUUCAUUUGUUCCUCUCUUUGGAGAUGGAUCAACCAAGUUCCAACCUGUAUAUGUUGUUGAUGUUGCGGCUGCAGUUGUUGCUGCUUUGAAAGAUGAUGGGACCAGUAUGGGAAAAAUCUAUGAGCUUGGUGGACCAGAAAUCUUUACAAUGCAUGAACUGGCAGAGGUCAUGUUUGAGACAAUCCGUGAAUGGCCUCGCUAUGUCAAAAUUCCACUUCCUGUUGCCAAGGCAGCUGCUAUGCCAAGAGAAAUCCUACUUAACAAGGUUCCGUUUCCUUUACCUACUCCAAGUAUCUUCAACCUGGAUAAGAUAAAUGCAAUUUCAACAGAUACCCUCGUCUCAGAAAAUGCUUUAACCUUCCUUGAUCUUGGGAUUGAGCCACACAAACUGAGAGGAUACCCUAUCGAGUUCCUCUUAUCCUACCGGAAGGGCGGCCCACAAUUGGGCUCUACAGUCAGCGAGGGAGUAUCACCAGACUCUUUGCCGUAA
Messenger RNA from Linum trigynum, 1200 nucleotides. Lineage: Eukaryota; Viridiplantae; Streptophyta; Magnoliopsida; Malpighiales; Linaceae. The record is from the annotation of a GenBank genome assembly.